CAGGGAGAGUUUUUCCAAAAAGAGCACCCCUGCCUCUGUGCCCUGAGGUUCCCCUAGGAUGCACCCUGGCUUUCUCUGGCCAGGGUGAUGGCCACAAGCAUCCAAUCUUCAUCCAACAGGUAAUGAUUUCUUCUGGACUUUGAAUUGGAAGCCCCAAUGGAAACCCCAGGAGGCCCCCCAGUGAUAGGAGAGGAAGAAGUGGAUACCAUGUAGAUAUGUCGGGGAAAGCACCAGGAGAGAGCACCCAACAAUGAAUAGCUGGGUAAACAGAAGAAAUUUGCGGGGGACAGGGAGGAGUGUGACCAAAAGCCACCCUAAAAAAUAAACCAAAAAUAAACCAUUAAAAAAAAAAUCACUAAAUACAUUCCUAAACUGCACCUGCUGUAAUUUGAGUUCAAGGGGGUAAAAUUGUUAUGAGGUGCCUCCUAGCACCUUUUGCUAAUAAUAAUGGAUUUACGUAUUAUGAGUCUUAAAUGCAGUAUGUAACAUAAACAUAACAUCAUUCAUCAUGGUACAUUACAAAAGUGAAAAAAACCUAGGGAAUAUCUCUAGCUAGAAAAAGCCGAUAGUCUUCCCUUCCUUCUCACUGCUGUUUCUCUUCAGCACACUGAAAUAAAGCAGUAUAGUAAACUGUACAGCACAAGUCUACAAACACUUUGGUUGCCAGCAAUGCUACUUUUCUGCAUCAAGGGGAGGGGCUGUGCUGUCUGGCCAGGAAGAUGUAAAAUUCAUCUUCCUCUAUAAGACCCUUAUAGGGACACAGACUCCUUUACAAGGAAGUGGAAAGUACAUUCAAAUGAGGAACUGAUCAUUGUCUUCUGGACUCAAUUUCUGUGUUCCCAGAUCUGCUACCCCGGAGGCAGCUGAGAGAGUGCUGAAAGCUUGGGAACUUUUGUGGAGUCAUCUUGCUGGAUCUGUUUCUCUUUGCAGUUUCUUUUUUUGCAUUUGCAGACAACUCCCUAGGGUCUGCAAUGGAUCUGGAUGCAGAGACUGAACCCCUGCUAGACAGAGAUGCAGGGGAGGCCAGCUCUUCCCAGUCCACCACAGCAGGAAUCACAGUGUAUCAAGAAAUACAGACACCCCUUGAGGUGCCAGCCCUGACAGCCCACGAGACUCACCACAUCUUCAUCAGUUACAGCAGCACAGACGCAGCCUGGGCCCGGGGACUGAUUCAGAAGCUGGAGGCCACCCUUCCUGAGCUGAAGGUGUGUUUCCAUGAGCGGGAUUUCAUGCCAGGCAAAACCAUAAUUGAGAACAUGGUUGAGUCCAUCCAGGGAAGCCAGAAGAUCCUCUUAUUCCUUAGCCCAGACUUUGUCCAGAGCAGGUGGUGCUUGCUGGAGGCCAACCUGUCCAUCUUCCGAGACUGCAUUGAAAGGAAGCCUGUGAUCCCUGUCAUGCUGCAGACCUGCUCUGUCCCACUGCACCUCACCCACCUCACCUACCUCGAUGCCAGUGAUGUGCACUUCUUUAAGAAAGUCAGCAAGGUGAUCUGCACUCCCAAUCACCAGAUGCAGAAUGCCACCAUGGUGCCUUACAACCCCCCAUCCCUCUACAACGGGAAAGCUCUGCUGACUUUACAUGCAGUUAAUGAGGGCUUCCUACUGAAACGGUCAGGGGGUAUAUUCAGUGAUGUAGUCCCUGACCAGCUGAGCAUGGUGAGUGAUGAUCCUGUGUCAUACAGGGCAUCCAUCCAGAUGAUUAAUGAGAUUUCCUCUAGGACAGUCCCUUGUUCUCCUGCCAUCUGUUUUUUUGUGACUUGUGCCUGUCUGCUUGUCACCUUAAUAUCUUCCUUUUUUAUCAUUCUCAACAGAAGUCUGGACAAUUCUUCAUUUGAGUCGGAGCGUGAUUCAGUUGGGUAUAUGUUGCUCGCUCUGAUCGUAUUCACUAUUGUUGCACUUGGCAGCUGCAUUUACCACUACACAGCUAAAUUACCUAAUGUGAAACUUCUUGAAAUGUCCCAAGCUGCUGGCUUGGCCAACUACCUGCUGCAGAAGAGCUCCCUACUGAUGGGGUGUGCAUCCCGCGUGGAACUUCAUUUUGUCUACAUGUCCCUGGAGGGGUGUAGGAAGGAGUUUGCUGACACCUUCGGGGAAAGCAGCCCCUCUGCUGAAGAGAUGUUCCAAAGAGCCCUGCAUUAUUUCUCCUCUGAUUAUGCCUGCUGUGUAGCCAAGAUGUAUUUCCACUUCUCCUGGGCAAGGGGCAUGCCAGGGCACUGGGAUAAGGGGCCUUGUUUCUGCCAGUUUGUUUCUCACUGUGUGAGGGAAGGGUCCUGGUAUUGGAAUGCUUCUUCUCACUCAGAAAGGAGAGUGAGAGAGAGAUAGGAUUUGAUUCAAAAUGGGGAUAUAGACGCCAGACAUGAAAUUUGUUCUGGUGCUGGUUAUUUAAAUACCUACCCCUUCUUUGUUAAGGAUGAAAUCUUUGUGCAUGGGGGAAGAAAGAAUUCUCCUCUAGUUCCAUUAUCCCAGCAAGGGAACAAUAUGCCUGAGGCCAAGCCAGGGACCCUCAGACAACCUUCCUGCUAUACAUUCAGGUGUCAGAGUGUGGGCUAUUGAUGUGUCUAACUGAAACACCACAAGGACAGGUACAGAUUCAGGACUCAGAUUAAGUAUACAUUAGAGAUAUGUGUCUACAGCUGUAUGGGCUGACUGUUCAAAAUAAAAACAAUAUGUGGUAGUCUGGGAAAACAGAGCAAAAUUUGCAGGUCAAGGCUACCAAUAUUGGGCUAGACCAUAUACAGAUAAUAAUUUUUUUGUAAAGUGCUAAUAGUAGUUAAAUGCAACAACUGCAGUAACUUGGGGCAUUUGUACCUAUGCAAGCUCCACAGUGCUGGGUGCUUUGAGAACUGCGUUGCUUGCAGUUGUAUACGCCGCAGAAUGCGUAUCCGCACUGAGAAAAUGGCAGUGGUAUGCUGUUGAACUAAAAUACAUAGAUGUUUCAGUUCAAAAGCGCACCACUGCCAGUUUCUGCGCACUGAGACACAUUUUGCCACUUAUACAACUGCAUGCAGUGCAGCACAGUUCACAUCAGCUCACGUGGGGAGCAGACUCGAUUAAUUGAAGCUGUUCCAAAGCAGCAGAUCUAUAGCAUGUUGUGGGAUAAAUAUGUAUGUGUAUAAAUGUUCUUGAUGUUUAACCUUUUGAUAAAAAUGAUAUGUAACCAGCUAGAAUUCUGUUGAGAUGAUAGUGUGCUCCUGUUGAGUGGAUAUGGUAAAGAGGAAGUGUAAACCCGCAUUGCCAGCCUUGACCAUUUUUCAAGGGGCCUCAAUUACGCCACGGAAGCAUGACUGAAGUAGAGGGCUCAGGGCUUUUUUUUUUUAAUGAAGGCAAGAGUGAACCUUUGUGGACUUGACAACUGGCCUGUUCCACAGAGGUCAACUUAAACAGAGCAAAAGUCCCAAAGGGAAGCAUUAUAUAAAUACCUUUAUAAUAAUCCAAAUAUAGUUUAUCAUAGCUUUAGAAAUUAUUGGCAGUAAUAACUGAAGUAAUCAACUAUGAGAUCUAAUCUUGCUAUAAUGAAUAUAUUUGUGUUAAGCUCCUUGAAUAAGAUGCAAAAUCAAAGCAGCCCUUUUAGUGAAAAUCAUAAAGCAAGGUGAAGUCAAAACAAGACAGGGACAAGCAGCAUUUCAGGAUGGUGAAGGACAGUGGUCAGAAAUCAUCCCUUCCAGAAUUGUAAUUUUCACAAGGACACAAAUCUCAAAUCCCUGACAACUACUAGUCUAUAUAUAUAUAUUUUUUUUUUAAAGGAAAAAAAUCUGAUUCUGUCCAGUUCCCAAAGUUUCAGUUAAACAAAGACAUUGGAAUAAACCGAUCGGAGACUGUUUAAUCAGAAUUAGCCUUGCAUAAAUAUAUGGUAUAGAAUCAAGGGAAAUAGAAGAAUUCUAAAAAUUCAAGACAACCUGCCAGUCUGUGUCCUUUCCUGAUUUCUGUCCUGCCCUCAACCACCCCACCACUUUCCUAAGUCUCCCCAGAUGGUAUAGGUACGAAUCUGUAUUCUUCUGUUGUAGGUAGCUAGAUAGAACUGGGAUAUAUUUGUUGCUGUGCUUUGGGGUAUAAACAAUAAAAAACUUGGGCCAUAAACCCA
Molecule: messenger RNA, 4080 nt
Organism: Alligator mississippiensis (American alligator)
Lineage: Eukaryota; Metazoa; Chordata; Crocodylia; Alligatoridae
Exons: 2
Coding region: 972-2321 (449 amino acids)
Biological process (GO): toll-like receptor signaling pathway; inflammatory response; immune response
Cellular component (GO): membrane
Molecular function (GO): transmembrane signaling receptor activity
Source: RefSeq, a predicted model, not a curated record